Molecule: messenger RNA, 375 nt
Organism: Suillus fuscotomentosus
Lineage: Eukaryota; Fungi; Basidiomycota; Agaricomycetes; Boletales; Suillaceae
Exons: 2
Coding region: 1-375 (124 amino acids)
Source: RefSeq, a predicted model, not a curated record
AUGGCCCCACGCACAGGUACCCGCGCUGCUCAACCUGGCACGUCGUCUGGGUUGGGUACCCACUUUUCCAGCCCGCGGAAACUCAGAGACAAGCGGAAAACCCAGGUACUUGUUGAAGUACCAGGUCAGAAGGCUAAACAGCGCCAGUUGCUCGCAAAGAUGGCCAGCUUACUUGCAGGGACAGAAGCAGACACUGUGGUCCACGAGGAAGACGCUCAUGAGGCUUGGGAAGACAUCCUUGAGCCUCACGACAACUGUCCUCUCCAACCUGCCUCACAAUCCACACCGACUCGUCGUACCCAGUCUGAUCUCACGUCUACUUGCUUGUAUAACAGCUGGGAAAACUUAUUCCUACCCUGGUCGAGGCCCAGCUAG